Durusdinium trenchii is the source of this 420-nucleotide messenger RNA. The record is from the annotation of a GenBank genome assembly. Lineage: Eukaryota; Dinophyceae; Suessiales; Symbiodiniaceae.
AUGGCAGAGGAAGUGACACAGGAGGUGAGCAGCACUGCCAUCAAUGCCGCCUUGAGCGCGUUGGCGUCAGCGGCACAGUGGCAGAGGGCGCUGCUGCUCUUCCACGGCGCCGUCGCUCCCACGGCGAUCGGCCUCGGCAGUUGCGCGGACGCCUGCGCACGCCGCACGCGGUGGCAGGCGUGUGCCCAGCUGUUGCGAACGGCGGAAGCUCAGUUGCUCCAGCCCGAUCCCACGACCUACAGCUUGGUCAUCAGCUCCUUCCAGAAAGCCUUGCAAGCGACGCCCAGCCCGGAGCUGCUGGGCGCCGUGCGGCCGAAGGUCUUCGCGCUCCUGCCGAGCAGAGCCUUCGCCGGUGGGCCGUUUGGCCCGGCCCGGAGGGUGGUGGAGGAGUCGCGUGUGAGAUGUGGAGCUGACGUGUGA